AGAACCCCAUCAGUUUCUCUCUCUUUCUCUCACUUCCACAAACAGAGCAACAUCUUUUUCUCAGGAUUGCUUGAAACCUGGAGAAAUCUUUAAGGUUAUAGACCAAUAAGAGAGAGAGAGAGAUCUUAGAGUACAAGAAGCCCAAGAAUGGUUACUUUAUCAGUCUGGCCUUGGGAAAGCUAUGGCAAUCUUAAGUAUCUUCUAUACGCUCCUCUAGCAGCACAAGUAGUGUACUCAUGGACAUACGAACAAGACUACUCGAGGGCUCUAUGGUGUCUUCAUAUCCUCAUCAUCUGUGGACUCAAAGGACUCGUUCAUGUCCUUUGGAGUGUUUACAACAACAUGCUUUGGGUGACUCGCACUCUAAGGAUUAACCCUAAUGGUGUUGACUCUAAACAGAUUGAUCACGAAUGGCACUGGGACAAUUAUAUACUUCUGCAAGCAAUAAUAGCGAGCAUGAUCUGUUACAUGUCUCCUUCAUUGAUGAUGAUGAACAGUAUACCUCUCUGGAACACCAAAGGACUAAUCGCAUUAAUUGUGAUACAUGUGACUUUCUCAGAGCCUUUAUACUAUUAUCUUCAUAGAUCUUUUCAUCGCAACAACUACUUCUUCACGCAUUUCCACUCUUUCCACCACUCAUCUCCUGUUCCACAUCCCAUGACUGCUGGAAAUGCGACGUUAUUGGAAAACCUUAUCCUAUGUGUCGUAGCUGGAGUUCCUUUGAUUGGUUCUUGCUUGUUAGGUGUUGGAUCAAUAAGCUUGAUCUACGGAUACGCUAUCAUGUUUGAUUUCCUAAGAUGUUUAGGACAUUGCAACGUUGAAAUCUUCUCUCACAAGUUAUUCGAGACUCUACCAAUCCUACGUUAUCUCAUCUACACUCCAACGUACCAUGCUCUGCAUCAUCAAGAAAUGGGGACCAACUUCUGUCUGUUUAUGCCUCUCUUUGAUGUUUUGGGCAACACACUUAACUCAAACUCAUGGGAACUCCAAAAGAAGAUUCGUUUGGCUUCAGGGGAACGGAAGAGGGCGCCGGAGUUUGUGUUCUUGGCUCAUGGGGUAGAUGUGAUGUCGGCGAUGCACGCACCGUUUGUGUUCAGAUCGUUCGCUUCGAUGCCAUACACGACGAGGCUCUUCUUGCUUCCCAUGUGGCCGUUCACUUUCAUGGUGAUGUUAGGCAUGUGGGUUUGGUCAAAGGCUUUUCUUUUCAGCUUCUACACCCUUAGAAACAAUCUUUGCCAGACUUGGGGAGUUCCCAGAUUCGGAUUCCAAUACUUCUUACCGUUUGCUACACAAGGCAUUAAUGAUCAGAUAGAGGCUGCGAUUCUGAGAGCUGAUAAGAUUGGUGUUAAAGUCAUAAGCUUGGCUGCUUUGAACAAGAACGAAGCUUUAAAUGGUGGUGGGACGUUGUUUGUGAACAAGCAUCCUGACCUUAGAGUUCGUGUGGUUCAUGGGAACACUUUAACCGCAGCUGUGAUUCUCAAUGAAAUUCCAAAAGGUGUGGAAGAGGUGUUCUUGACAGGAGCCACUUCUAAGCUGGGAAGAGCCAUUGCUCUUUACCUCUGUCGUCGUGGAGUGAGAGUUCUCAUGUUGACUAUGUCGAUAGAGAGAUUCCAAAAGAUUCAGAAAGAAGCUCCUGCUGAGUUCCAAAACUACCUCGUGCAAGUGACCAAAUACAACGCUGCUCAAAACUGCAAGACUUGGAUCGUUGGGAAAUGGUUGACACCAAGGGAACAGAGCUGGGCUCCUGCAGGAACGCAUUUCCACCAGUUUGUGGUGCCACCAAUCCUCAAAUUUAGAAGGAACUGCACUUAUGGUGAUCUUGCAGCUAUGAGGCUCCCUAAAGAUGUUCAAGGACUAGGAACCUGCGAGUACACAAUGGAGAGAGGAGUGGUGCAUGCAUGCCAUGCAGGAGGAGUGGUUCAUAUGCUGGAGGGUUGGAAGCAUCAUGAGGUUGGAGCCAUUGACGUUGACCGUAUUGAUCUGGUGUGGGAAGCAGCCAUGAGACACGGCCUUAGCUCUGUGUCUUCACUCACUAAUUGAGUGUGAAGAGACCCUUUUGUUUGUUGUCUAUGACUCUCCCCAAGAUUGGCUAUUCUUUGUACAGAUGAAGGAUGCAAGCAGGGAAACAAAAUGUAGAAUUUCACCUUUUUAUUAAAGCAGACCUUUUUAUUAAAGAUGUAUUCCACUUUUUCUAUCUCCCUAAUAGUAUUUAUAUGUGCACCUAAUUUCCAAGAAGCUUAAAUAAUCCAGCUUGAUCACUCCUCUGUUGGUAGUUUAGGACAAUAAAAGAACAAAGUAUCUUCA
This is a messenger RNA of Brassica rapa (field mustard), 2304 nucleotides long. Its product is annotated as very-long-chain aldehyde decarbonylase CER3. Lineage: Eukaryota; Viridiplantae; Streptophyta; Magnoliopsida; Brassicales; Brassicaceae. Gene Ontology annotation, molecular function: iron ion binding; oxidoreductase activity. The record is from RefSeq and is a predicted model, not a curated record. Gene Ontology annotation, biological process: lipid biosynthetic process.